UUGCAACGUGGGCUAUGGUUGAAAGCACCGGCAGCUGUAGUAGUUAGCAGUGGAAACGUUUUGCUUAUGUGAUUACUGCUGAAGUUAAAAAAAAAAUCAUUCCACCUUCUCUCUCUCUCUCCAUCACCUGUCCCGCACACACAUACACGGCGAGCUGCAUGAAUCCCUGCAACACAUCGAGAAAUGCUGCGGACUCUCGCAGCGGACGUUCACAGACGAGUGCAAAAUCCUCGCCAGCACGGACCGUGGAUCUGAGCGAAGAUGACAAGGAUCAGGCACCUGUUACUAUGAAUCCCCUUCACAUGAUGAAAGCCUUCAAAGUCAUGAAUGAACUGCGAAGUAAAAGCACUUUGUGUGAUGUAACCAUUGUUGCUGAGGAUGUGGAAAUUGAAGCGCAUCGUGUUGUCUUGGCAGCCUGCAGUCCUUAUUUCUGUGCCAUGUUUACAGGUGACAUGACCGAAAGUAAAGCAAAGAAAGUUGAGAUAAAGGACAUAGAUGGACAUACACUUAGUAAACUAAUUGAUUAUAUAUACACAGCUGAAGUGGAAGUCACUGAAGAGAAUGUGCAGGUACUGUUACCUGCAGCCAGUCUGUUACAAUUAAUGGAUGUAAGAACAGCUUGUUGUGACUUUCUACAAUCGCAGUUGCAUCCAACCAAUUGUUUAGGAAUCCGGGCAUUUGCAGAUGUUCACACUUGCACAGAUCUGCUGAAUGAAGCGAACGCAUAUGCAGAACAGCAUUUUCCUGAUGUUAUGUUGGGUGAAGAAUUUCUUACUCUGAAUUUGGAUCAAGUAUGCAGUUUGAUAUCAAGUGACAAACUCACAGUUGCCACAGAAGAAAAGGUCUUUGAAGCAGUGAUCUCUUGGAUCAAGUAUGACAAAGAAGCUCGCCUGGAGCACAUGGCUAAUUUGAUGGGAAAUGUUCGGCUUCCUCUGCUUCCACGGGACUAUCUUGUACAGACAGUAGAAGAAGAGGCUUUGAUAAAGAAUAAUAAUACUUGCAAAGAUUUCCUAAUAGAAGCCAUGAAAUACCAUUUGCUUCCUCUUGAUCAACGGGCAGCAAUAAAGACUGCACGCACAAGACCAAGGACCCCAAUCUGCCUACCUAAGGUUAUGAUAGUAGUUGGUGGUCAGGCACCUAAAGCUAUACAAAGCGUGGAAUGCUAUGAUUUCAAAGAAGACCGUUGGAAUCAAGUAGCAGAGCUGCCUUCAAGAAGAUGCAGAGCUGGUGUUGUGUACAUGAGUGGCCAUGUUUAUGCUGUGGGAGGAUUCAAUGGGUCUUUGAGAGUUCGGACUGUGGAUGUGUAUGAUGCAGUUAAAGAUCAGUGGACAUCCAUUGCCAGUAUGCAGGAGAGACGGAGUACUCUUGGAGCAGCAGUGUUAAAUGAUCUGCUCUACGCUGUGGGUGGAUUUGAUGGGAGUACAGGGUUAUCAUCAGUGGAGGCUUAUAAUUCCAAAAUAAACGAAUGGUUUUUUGUGGCACCCAUGAAUACAAGGAGAAGUAGUGUCGGUGUUGGAGUUGUGGAAGGCAGGUUGUAUGCAGUGGGUGGCUAUGAUGGAGCAUCACGCCAGUGUCUUAGUACCGUUGAAGCUUACAAUCCAGUUAGCAACGAAUGGACUUAUGUUUCAGAUAUGAGCACUCGUCGAAGUGGAGCAGGGGUUGGUGUUUUAAACGGUCAUUUAUAUGCAACAGGAGGUCAUGAUGGACCUUUGGUGAGGAAAAGUGUAGAAGUGUUUGACCCGUCAACAAACACUUGGAGACAAGUGGCAGACAUGAACAUGUGUCGGAGGAAUGCAGGUGUGUGUGCUGCAAAUGGAUUUUUGUAUGUUAUUGGAGGGGAUGAUGGCUCUUGUAAUCUAGCGUCUGUGGAAUUCUAUAACUCUGUAACGGACAAGUGGACGCUAUUACCAACCAAUAUGAGCACUGGAAGAAGCUAUGCAGGUGUUGCUGUAAUUGAUAAACCACUAUGACUUUGCUCUUGAGCAGCAGUUGGAUUGAAGUCUUAAAUGAAAACUGCACAGCAUUCUGCUGAAGACUGACCUAGGUUUUUAUAACUAUUUAUAAUACUUGGAUGCAUGGUAUACUGUGCGAGUAAAAGCUCAGUUGCCCCUCUGUCAAAAACAUAUCAGCUGUGCAAUAUGCAUUUUUAAAAUCCAAUUCAAGCACUAAUUUAUGGAGUUUAGGCUAAAGGAACAUGUUACUUCCACAACUAGCACUUCGUUUGAAACAAAGAAAGUACAAGUUAACAGGCAUGAGUUAUCAGAUUGCUCUUGCCAAGUAAUCAGUGUUGAUGAGAUUCAGCCAUCAACAAAACCCUAUCGACUGGAGAAUAUGAAGCUUCUACUGUUACAUGUCAGUUGCUGAAGAUCAAGCUGUGGCCUUUUAACGCACAAAGUUUGGGAUCUGAAGUAAACAGUGCACUGAACACUGUUACAAUAUCAACUAUUUAUAAAAGGGAGAAAAAAAUCAAGCAUUCUGUUCUUUAGUGAACAAGAAGAUACACUACGUGUCAUAAUAGUUUGUUUACGUUGAAAUAAGCUGCUACUGAUAUUUCAUAAUAAGCAAUCUUGGAUUUAGAAUUGGGUUCCCCUCUUUUGAGAAAUGAGUCAAUACAGGAUAUGAAGUUCCUGUUGAAAGUAAUCCUAAUGUUAGCCAGAUAACUUUAUUACACCCACCAAACUCUUUCACAAAUGCUGUUGUACAGAAAAUGUGUGGAAACUGGAACCUCUUUUGUGCAGAUGCCAUGCCUCUUAGUUCAGAAUCUAAACCAAAGCUGACUUGCAUUUCAGCAACACCAGCCCCCCUCCCUCAAUUUUGAAGAGUAAUGAUAUUCAUUAUUCAUUAAUUAACAAUUUAACAAAACUCUGGAGUUUUAAAACCUUUUUGACAUUUCUCUCCGUUGGUAAUGUGGAGAGAACUGAAAGCAAAUAGACUGAAUUAAAAAUUUGUCCCUUCAGUUGAUCCUGGGGAUGUAGGUGGAUUAAUGAUGCAGAGAGAAAACUAUUAGUGUAAAAGAGUUUUAAAGCUAUCAUGUGGUAGCGUUGUAAAAAUAAAUACAUCUUUAACCUCAUUUCCAUUGCCUUCCUAAGUUUGUAGAUACUAAUAUGGCUAUUUUAGUAAAUACUGCCACCUAGUGAAUAUUCUAAAGGAUACUAUUUUUUAAAAGAAAGAUAAAUUAUAAUAUUUUAUUACAAAAUGUAUUCAAAUUCCUUCUGGCUGCCAGUUUUUUUAAAUAUCUGUUACAAAUAUAUAGUACAAAGUGAAUUUACAGAAAACUCUGCUUUAAGUGUCGAAUAGGUCAGGAGGACACAUUAUUGGCAACAAUGCUGAAUACAAGAACGGUGCAGAAUCAUGUCAAGAGUCUGAGACUGCAUUUGCAUUCCUGCUCUGAAUAUAUUUGUUGCCUGAGAGGUACUUUUUUUAAUACAGCUAUACGCAUGGUUAAUAGAGAUUCAUUAAACAGGUGUUUGGAACACAAUUUGGCAAAAAACACUGAUAAAUCACCUACAAAUUUUCAUCAUGAUUUCUUACAUUUCCCUAAUUUCCAUUUGCAUCAUUAAUAUUUUCUUGCUUCAGUGUUUCCUACUCAAUCUUUUUCUUUAUUUUUAAAGUUUUUCCUUUUCUUUUUGUCUUGUGUCAUCCCAAUAACUAGAACUGUCUGCUUCUGGGUUUUAACAACUUUUUAUGGCCAUCAAAAUGCAUAAAAUUAGAUGUUUUUUUCAACCACAUGCAGACAAUUUUGCAGGCUUUUGUACAGUGGUUGAGACGUGGAGAUCUUAGUCAUUUGCUCGUCAAUGCUUCUUCCCUCUACUCUAUUGAAGUUUUCCCUUGCAUCGUUAAGUUUUCAUUCCACUUUUUAGGUAUAUAGUUUAUUUUCUUGCUUCAUUUCUUCAUUUAAAUGUUUUGUUUUCCUCUACAGUUUGUUUCCUAUACCGAAGCUUUUUGGUUGGCAGUAUUGCUGCAGUAGACAAUACCUUGUUAAUUGUUGCUCGUGGUGGGGGUGCCAAAGUAUGUGGUUUCCCGCAGCUUGAGACUAUAAUCACGGAAUUGUACAAUGCAGUAAGGAAUAUUCAACUUCGGAGUAGCUAUCUGUGCCAUUUCAGAGGGCAGUGAAUCUGUAGUCACACAUAGGAUAGACUGGGAAAGGACAGCAGACUUUCUGCACUGGACCAGAUAGGGUUUUUACCAUAACUAAAUGCUCAGCUUUAGUGAGGUAAACUUUCUUAAAUUUAAUUAAUUGAAUUUAAAUUACACAGAAGAUGUGGCACAAUUUGAACUUGUGUUGGUGGAUUUUUGGUUGUAGUCUCUGGAGUACUGUAUAUUAACCACUCUGCCACUGUUUCGAUUAUGAAAUGUACUCAAUUGGGGGUUUGCGGGAAGCAACGACGAGGAUCUCUGAGUCAAAUUCAUUCAAGUAAACAAAAAUGUGUAUUCAGUCUCUCAAAAUCACCUGUUUUAAAUGUUUGAGAUAUAAAAGAACCAGCAGCCAUUAUAAUAGUUAUAGUAUUUCUGCGAGAAUGUUUGAUUACUGUUUUUUUUUCAUUUAUAUAAUUACCAGUUGAUUUGAACAUUUUUUGCCAUUGUAAUGAAAAACAGAAAAAUUGUUCAAUUUCAAUCGAACGUUUUGGUGCCUAUGUGAUCUAGUCAUUGAUCAUCAAGAAAAUGUUAAUGAACCCUAUAACAGAUGCACUUCUAAUGUUAGACACUUGUUAAUUUACUGAUGUUUAGUUACAACAUAACUGUAUCCACAAUGGUGACAUAAAGCAUCACUAAGGUCUAAUUCUGUAACUGUCUUCAAUAGUAUUAAAUAGACUUACCAACUCAGAUCAAAAGGUCAUGCUUUAGUGACAAAGUAUGGCGUCAGGGAUUUAAUGUACCAUUGCACUCUACUGGAACGGUUAAUAUAUUUUUAGGUUUUAUGUAGUGAUUUAUUUGAAAUGUUCCUGUCAUAUCUGUGGAACACAAUACUGUGAAGCACUCCUGACUUUUUUUCAAAUUGUCAAUAAAAUGAUGGAAACUAUUUAAUCAUGUA
Messenger RNA from Amblyraja radiata (thorny skate), 5032 nucleotides. Its product is annotated as kelch-like protein 3. NCBI's taxonomy places the organism in Eukaryota, Metazoa, Chordata, Chondrichthyes, Rajiformes, Rajidae. The coding region runs from base 159 to 1970 and encodes 603 amino acids. Gene Ontology annotation, molecular function: protein binding. The record is from RefSeq and is a predicted model, not a curated record. The transcript is spliced from 15 exons.